AAGCGGAACCUCGUGCGUCGAUUAAGCCAGAAAUCUUUGCUUUUGACGGCGACGUAUAUACGUCGUCGAGGAGCGCACUUGGGUACUUUCUUCAAGUCUGGGGGGUUGGCCUUCAAGAUCUGCGACCAGACAAUCUGUUUUCACUAACAAGUGCUGUCGUCCAGAAGUGGCAUAUCCUUUUGUCCUUACGCCUAAUUUGAAGUCUUCUUCACUUGGGAAGGAAGCGAAAACGCAUUCGAAACCGAGAGAUCAACGGGAAUUUGUAUCGGUGCCACGAAUUGCUCGGCUACGAAAGCAUCGCCGGGGACUCGCAGCAUGAGAGAAAAAUUGUUCCUGGCGCUCUGCGCCCUGUGCUACCUCAUCAUCGCCCCCGCCGCCUGCAACCGAGACGAGCCUCCUCCCCCUCCCCCUAGGAAUCAAAGUGAAACUCAGUCCCGGUGCGAAGAUCUGGGAGGUCACUGUGUCAAUUUCUCAGGGAAUUCCUCAGCUUGUGCGAAGCCUGAACAGUUGUUACACGAUGAAGUAUGUCCAGAAGGAAAACAAUGCUGCAUAAACACUAGAAUGAGACGUACAGUAUGCACCAUAACAAGUGCAUGUUCCCAAAAGAAUGGAUAUUGUGCAAAGAGCCAGUGCAACAGCAAUGAAGAACAGCAAAUUCCAGGGGGAUGCAACGGAUCUGGGUGUAAAUGCUGUGUCCCUACAACAGGUACAGUAUGCACCAUAACAAGUGCAUGUUCCCAGAUGAAUGGAUAUUGUGCCAAGAGCCAAUGCAACAGUAAUGAAGAACAGCAAAUUCCAGGGGGAUGCAACGGAUCUGGGUGUAAAUGCUGUGUCCCUACAACAGGUACAGUAUGCACCAUAACAAGUGCAUGUUCCCAGAUGAAUGGAUAUUGUGCCAAGAGCCAGUGCAACAGCAAUGAAGAACAGCAAAUUCCAGGGGGAUGCAACGGAUCUGGGUGUAAAUGCUGUGUCCCUACAACAGGUACAGUAUGCACCAUAACAAGUGCAUGUUCCCAGAUGAAUGGAUAUUGUGCCAAGAGCCAAUGCAACAGUAAUGAAGAACAGCAAAUUCCAGGGGGAUGCAACGGAUCUGGGUGUAAAUGCUGUGUCCCUACAACAGGUACAGUAUGCACCAUAACAAGUGCAUGUUCCCAGAUGAAUGGAUAUUGUGCAAAGAGCCAGUGCAACAGCAAUGAAGAACAGCAAAUUCCAGGGGGAUGUGACGGACCUGGGUGUAAAUGCUGUGUCCCUACAACUGGUACAGUAUGCACCAUAACAAGUGCAUGUUCCCAGAUGAAUGGAUAUUGUGCAAAGAGCCAGUGCAACAGCAAUGAAGAACAGCAAAUUCCAGGGGGAUGUGACGGACCUGGGUGUAAAUGCUGUGUCCCUACAACUGGUACAGUAUGCACCAUAACAAGUGCAUGUUCCCAGAUGAAUGGAUAUUGUGCAAAGAGCCAGUGCAACAGCAAUGAAGAACAGCAAAUUCCAGGGGGAUGCGACGGACCUGGUUGUAAAUGCUGUGUCCCUACAACAGGUACAGUAUGCACCAUAACAAGUGCAUGUUCCCAAAUGAAUGGAUAUUGUGCCAAGAGCCAGUGCAACAGCAAUGAAGAACAGCAAAUUCCAUGGGGAUGCUAUGGACCUGGGUGUAAAUGCUGUGUCCCUACAACAGGUACAGUAUGCACCAUAACAAGUGCAUGUUCCCAGAUGAAUGGAUAUUGUGCAAAGAGCCAGUGCAACAGCAAUGAAGAACAGCAAAUUCCGGGGGGAUGCAACGGAUCUGGGUGUAAAUGCUGUGUCCCUACAACAGGUACAGUAUGCACCAUAACAAGUGCAUGUUCCCAGAUGAAUGGAUAUUGUGCAAAGAGCCAGUGCAACAGCAAUGAAGAACAGCAAAUUCCAGGGGGAUGCGACGGACCUGGUUGUAAAUGCUGUGCCCCUAAAGGAUGCACCAUGACACCUACAUGUGCCCAAAUGAAUGGAUAUUGUUCCAAGAGCCAGUGCAAUAGCAAUUAUGAACAGCAAAUUUCAGGGGGAUGCGAUGGACCUGGGUGUAAAUGCUGUGCCCCUAAAGGUUAG
Messenger RNA from Macrobrachium nipponense, 2079 nucleotides. RefSeq lists its product as uncharacterized. The coding region runs from base 316 to 2079 and encodes 587 amino acids. The record is from RefSeq and is a predicted model, not a curated record. The transcript is spliced from 13 exons. NCBI's taxonomy places the organism in Eukaryota, Metazoa, Arthropoda, Malacostraca, Decapoda, Palaemonidae.